Messenger RNA from Uranotaenia lowii, 643 nucleotides. Its product is annotated as general odorant-binding protein 99a-like. The record is from RefSeq and is a predicted model, not a curated record. Bases 121 to 537 code for a protein of 138 amino acids. The transcript is spliced from 2 exons. Gene Ontology annotation, molecular function: odorant binding. NCBI's taxonomy places the organism in Eukaryota, Metazoa, Arthropoda, Insecta, Diptera, Culicidae. Gene Ontology annotation, biological process: sensory perception of smell.
AUCCUCAACCAGCCCAUCAUCAGUUCCAUUCGUUCGUCGACGCCUCGAACACCUACUACCUACUAUAGUUAAUACUCUUGAACCGAAGAUCCGGGUCUUAUCUGCUAAUAAUCAAUCAAGAUGAAACUAUUCGUUGCCAUUUUUGCUGUGCUAGCUGUGGCCUAUGCCGAUUUCACCGUCCAGUCGACGGAGGAUCUGCAACGUUACCGUACAGAAUGUGCCCAAUCGGAGGGCAUCUCGGAUGAGCUGGUGGCCAAGUACCGGAAGUGGGAGUUCCCCGAGGAUGACAAGACCCAGUGCUACAUCAAGUGUGUGUUCAGCAAGAUGCACCUGUUCGACGAAACCAAUGGACCGAUCGUAGACAAUCUGGUUCAGCAGCUGGCCCACGGACGGGAUGCUGGUGAAAUCCGCGAGGAGGUGCUCAAGUGCGUCGAUGCCAAUACUGACGGAAAUGCCUGUCACUGGGCCUUCCGUGGCUUCAAGUGCUUCCAGCAGAACAACCUGCCCCUGAUCAAGGCUAGCAUCAAGAAGGAUUAAGGUGGAUCCAGGAGAGCUUAAUGUAGGCCCCGCGAAAGUAUUUAUCCACUUCCUUUGGUUCUCUGAAAAACUAUUGGAAUAAAACCAGAUCUGCAACUGUCAAAAA